Molecule: messenger RNA, 645 nt
Organism: Callithrix jacchus (white-tufted-ear marmoset)
Lineage: Eukaryota; Metazoa; Chordata; Mammalia; Primates; Cebidae
Product: olfactory receptor 5D13-like
Biological process (GO): G protein-coupled receptor signaling pathway
Cellular component (GO): membrane
Molecular function (GO): olfactory receptor activity
Source: RefSeq, a predicted model, not a curated record
AUGCAAUUCUUCUUGGCUUGUAUAUGUGCAGUGGCAGAAACAUUCAUGCUGGCAGUGAUGGCGUGUGAUCAGUAUGUGGUGGUGUGCAACCCUCUGCUCUUCACCGUUGUCAUGUCCCAGAAGCUCUGUGUAUCACUAGUGGCAGGGCCCUAUACAUGGGAUAUAAUCUCUUCCCUGACACUUACCUAUUUCCUCUUGUCAUUAUCCUUUUGUGGGUCUAACAUCAUCAAAAAUUUUGUCUGUGAGCACUCCGUCAUCGUCUCUGUCUCCUGCUCUGACGCCUCCAUCAGUCAAGUGCUUUGUUUUGUCAUUGCAAUAUUCAAUGAGGUGAGCAGCUUGGGAGUCAUCCUCACUACCUAUAUUUUCAUCUUUAUUGCUGUUAUAAAGAUGCCUUCUGCUGUUGGGCGCCAAAAAGCUUUCUCUACCUGUGCUUCCCACCUGACUGCCAUCACCAUUUUCCACGGAACUGUCCUGUUCCUUUAUUGUGAACCCAACUCUAAAAACUUUUGGCUCGUAGUCAAAGUAGGUUCUGUGCUGUAUACAGUCAUCAUCCCCAUGUUGAACCCUUUAAUCUAUAGCCUCAGGAACAAAGGCCUGAAAGAGAGUGUUAGAAACUUAAUGAAUCACUCAACACAAUUUUGUUAA